CCCGAUUUGGUAUCAUAGAAGACUCUUGAGGAAAGAAACCUGUUGGACAAGAUGCCUGAGACAAAUAAUGAAUGACGUCAUGCAGUGACUCUGAGACCUGGGAGGAUUUCAUGUUUUUGGUUGUCGGUCAGCAUUCAAAGGACUCUGCAUGUGCAGGUGACCUCACAAUGGAAUUUGCUUGUGGGUUUGUUUAUGUGCCACCAUCAGUGACUCAGAAGGACAAUGCCAAUGUAUUUAAACGCUCAGCUCUUCUCCCUCCUGUUAACCGGAUCCGUCCUCGCAUUCCUCCUCCCCCUCCUCCAACAAGCUCUGCAGAAGCCAAAUCACCGAAAUCCCACCCAUCUCCCCCCAAGAUUAUUGAACAGUUGGAAAAGAGCAAGGGGGUGAAGAAGGUUGUGAAGCCCACUUCCUUCUAUGAAAAUGCAGAAUUUCACAAUAAACUGGAGACAGCUUCUUCCAUCAGUAUAACCCCUCAGCAGACAGCACCUCCUCGAAAAACAGCUCUUCUUCCACCACACAUGAGACCUGCAGCAAACAGCCAGUCCCCUUGCCAGCCACUUCCUUCCCCCAACACCAACAGUCAGACAUUCACCUAUGACCUCCCUAAAAGUGAACCAGAUUUAAAUGCACAACCAUGGGAUCCAAACUACUCAUACACUACACCAGAAGGCACGGGGGUCCAGUUGAAGCUGCCAGCUGAUACUAGCAGCGUGUCGGCCCAGAUAUCAGCCCCACCCCUUCCUCCGAGACCUUCAUUUAUGAAGUCAAUGCCAGAUUACCUGGUUCUGUUACCAGCAUCCCACUCAUCUCCCUCAUCAUCUCAGAAAUCCCUUUCAGACCCGUCAUGUGUCCCAUCACCUACUGGUAAAGGAUCAGCAGAUAAGGGGCUUCUGCCAGGGAAUCCUAAUGUGGUCCUCGUCAGUUUAGGGAAAUUACUCUCAGAGGAAAGAGUGCAGACCAUACAAGGAGAACCCGCCUCCUGUUCCCAGUGUGGCUCUGUGCUGGACUCCUCCUACGACAAUGUGGUUGAUGUGUGUUACUUCUGUCAGCGCUCGGAGUUGACCAGCUCUCCCAGUAUACCACAGUGUCCUCUAAGUGGUCACCAUGAUGGUCUCUUCUUGCUCUAUCCUAAUGAAAAGCCCAUGUGUGCUGCUGACGCUCUGCUGAUCUUCUGCAUCGACAUCUCAGGCUCCAUGAGCAUCACCUCCCAGGUCUCAGAGGGAGAGCAUGUUGUCCACAGAUCCCGUCUUCAGUUUGUCCAGGAAGCCGUGUUGCAGUGUGUUCAGAGACUAAGUGAACAACAGCCUGACAUACGAGUGGGACUCAUCACCUUCAACAAUGAGGUGACAAUGCAUGGAUAUGAGAAUUUCACGUCACAUUUCCUGAGUGGUGCUGAGUUGACUAACAGCGACCAUCUGAAAGAGGCUGCAGCCAGUUUCCCCAGUCCACCUCCACUCUCACAGACCAGGGACUACUUACAGAGACAAGUUAUGGGAUUAUCUGAAAGUGGGACUACAGCUCUCGGUCCAGCUGCCCUCCUGGCGAUUGCAAUGGCCUCCAGACAGCCAGGGUCCAGGGUGAUUAUCUGUACAGAUGGAAAGGCUAACACAGAGUUGGGGAAUCUGGAGGUAGAGGAUAAUGAUGCUCACACCCUCCUCACAUCCACCAUCUUUUACCAGGAGCUGGGGGAAUAUGCUGCCAGUCACGGUGUGACAGUGUCUGUGCUGGCCAUAGAGGGAACAUACUGCAGGCUGGAUGAGCUGGGAAGACUCGCUGAUCGCACUGGAGGCAAAGUGGUGAUAGCAAGUGUCAAAAGAUUGCACCCAGAGUUUGAACAGAUCAUUGAGAACAGGACCAUAGCUACAAAUUGUACUGUCACAUUACUGCUGCCCCAGUCACUGAGUAUGAGAGGAGAGAGGGAAGCAGGACACAAAGGGACCAGAGAGGUUGGGAACGUGGACCCAGAUACAGAGAUCACCUUCCAGUUUGGAGCCAAUGAACAGGGCGCAGAAGUGUCAGCGCCAGCCUCUGGUAGCCGUGUGUCCAUCCAGCUGCAGAUGAGGUACAGGCAGAGGAACGGACAGAUGAUGCUCAGAGUGAUCACUGUGGAUCGAGAUGUUACUGAUGACAGCUCGGCGGCUCUGUCCUCACUGUCUCUGGCCAUCAUUCAGCUCAACUCGUCACAGGCCAGCGCCACUCUGGCUGUCAGAGGCCGCUUCCUCGACGCCAGGAGAGAAGGAGAGCUGCAGAAGAAGCUGAUCGAGAGAGCAAUAGAGCAUAAUCGCAGUGCAGAUGACAAACAGACAUACCAAGACUGGGUUAAAACCAUGGAGCCAAUAUACAACAACAUACAUAACUUCCCAAGGUCUCUAACAGACGCUGGUGCAGCACUGCUCUACACUAUGAAGCACAGCAACAGGAAGUCCAUCUCACUGAAGAAUAAACAUAAACUCUAGCCAACUGUCAGCCUCCACCUUUCACCUCGUUGGAAGCAACUCAAGUCAUGAAUGACAAGAAUAAAUGCUGCAGUUUGUAUUUGAUUAUCUGGCUGAAUAAAUAUCCAUCAAAUAUUUCGCAAUGUAAAUACCAUAAUACAAAUAUGUAUUACAGCAUAUCAACAUAAAAUAUGGUAUCAUAAAGAAUCUAAGUUCUCAGAA
This is a messenger RNA of Siniperca chuatsi (mandarin fish), 2657 nucleotides long. RefSeq names its product circularly permutated Ras protein 1-like. The record is from RefSeq and is a predicted model, not a curated record. NCBI's taxonomy places the organism in Eukaryota, Metazoa, Chordata, Actinopteri, Centrarchiformes, Sinipercidae. Gene Ontology annotation, cellular component: COPII vesicle coat; endoplasmic reticulum exit site. Gene Ontology annotation, biological process: endoplasmic reticulum to Golgi vesicle-mediated transport; intracellular protein transport; COPII-coated vesicle cargo loading. Gene Ontology annotation, molecular function: zinc ion binding; SNARE binding. The transcript is spliced from 20 exons. Bases 72 to 2456 code for a protein of 794 amino acids.